UAUCAAUUUCACUCGAGCUGCGUCGUCGCCAUUUUCACCCGGCUGCAGACGUGCGCAUGUAACAAACCCUUCCAACGGCGCCUGCGGAAAAUUCACCAACGUUUUUAAUUUUUCGCCUAUAUUUUCGUUUGCAUCUUCAUCUUCUAGACUGAGUCAGACGACUGGGUCGGGGCAGCUGAACUCAAAACGGAAAACACGAUGUCUGAAAACGAAGGCAAAAUGUCGACUGAGGCCAAGCAAGAGAAACAAGGCCAAGGGAAUGCAGUGAAUGGAAAGUCCAACCAUGAAUCCAGAAAGGAGAGACCCCAGAAACGUGGUGGCGGGGGAAGAUUUGAGCCCUAUGGAAACCCAAACAAAAGAUACCGCGUGUUUGUCAGCAACAUUCCUUACGAUGUUAAAUGGCAAACGCUGAAAGAUCUCAUGAAGGAAAAAGGUAAGGGUUUAAGUCGUUUUACAGGGCCACUUUAAUUAGCCACGAAUCUAAAAGGUGGUCACGAGUUGGCUUUGUAAGAGACGUAUGUAGGAUUGAGGAUAAAUAUCCCAUCAUGGGGAAGUUGUCUCGAGGCUGUUUGAAAAAUCACAAUUGUGGUCCAAGUAGGUAAUGUGGUCAUCUUUGUAGGGUGCCUACAAAAAAAGUGACUGGAUAACGUGCACAAAGUUGUUUUUCAUAAGCACAUAUUACAUAGUACAUUUGGUGCCAUGCAUUGGUCUCUUUGGCUUUUGGAUAACCCAGUUACAGUUUAUGCACUUUGCAGAUGCUUUUAUCAGUAUGUGUGUGGGUUCAAACCCAUGACAUUUGAGUUGCUAACGCAAUACUCUACUAAUUCAGCUAGAUAAUCCUUGUUGGUUAGAAUUUAAGUACUUAUGGGUCACAUUUUGUAUUUAGUCAUGUAUAUUAUUUAUAAGAUCCACUUUAAGGUGUAAAUAUUUAGUAGUGCCCUCUACUAAAGGAUUCCUCCAUGCCAUUCCUAUGCAUGGGAAUUUCAUGUGGAAAUUGUGCUUGUGUAGAAUUAAAUUGCAUUUUCUUUUUUAGGUUUGCAAGAGUGAAUGUUGUUGCUGCAGAUCUUCAUUAUUGUGCCUUUAAAUGGAAGUGUGAUUGAUUUUUGGGGGUACAGGUCUACAGAGUAAAGCAGCUUCUUAAGAUGGUCCUUGUUUUAUCUUCUGGACAGGAGAAUUGGAAGGAUGGCUCUUAGAGUAGUUUUCGAAAAACCUACCGGUGGAUAACGGACCUGAACGGGUUCAGAGCAUCAUAGUCCUUGACCAGCAGGAUUUUUUUUAUUUAUAUAUGAUCUGGUUUAUCGAGUCCACUUAAAAUUGAGUCACAAUGCCAAGUGAAUAGUUGGGCAGCCCAGAUGACUUCAUGUGGAUGAGAUUGAGGUUGCUGUAAUGUCUAACUCGUAACUUUUCCCCCUUUGGGUUUAGCCAUUUUUCUUCCAUAAUGCCACUUGGAUUAGGUGUGUCGACUGUGUACGGGAUAGAUAGACCAGUCAAAAACCAAAUGAAGUGUCUUUUUGUCCACUUCAUUGACUAGUUGAGAUGCUUUCAAAUCCGAUGGCUCACGAGGUCGUAAAUCUUUUGGUCAGUAUUGGAUGUUUGAGGUUUUCAGCAGGGACCGCUUAAGAAGUUUCACCUUAAAAUGUUCAAAGCUUGCUGCUUGUAGACCUGUACCAGAAUUUGUGGUGCUGUGGGAGGCUCUGGACUCGCAGACCGAGCUCACCGUCACCGUUCCGUUUGUUUCUUCUCUAAACCCCAAUUGUUUUCUCGGCUUCUCUCCCUUGGUGUGUGUCGUCUGGGAUCUGAUUUGUAGUGGGUGAGGUAACGUACGUGGAACACUUAAUGGACGCGGAAGGCAAGUCAAGGGUAAGUGCAAAGAGACGAACCUCCAUUUGUCCGCUUGAGUUUUUACAUUUACUCUGCUUUUAAUGUGGGAUGUCCAGGGUUGAGAGUUCAAAAUGUGUCGUCUUGGGUGGCAACAAAAACGGACGCCGAUUGUGGUUCUGAGCGGAACCACUGGGGUUGUUUCGCAGCUAAAUAGUUACGCUGUUUCUCGUGUGUCUCCUUUCAAGAGUCUUAGUGAGUGGUGUUCAAUAACAAAACAAGGUUAACAUUCGUUGAAAAGAUUUUAGUGAGAUAACAGCAAUGGAACAUCCGAACUUGAUUGUGUAAUUGGAACCGAAGGCCGGUUUGGGAAUUUUUUCCGAUCAGUGAUUUUGACUUUGAGCCUAUAAUGUAAUUCAGUGUAAACUAAGAUGUAAUUGUGUUGCAGUAAGUGGACACCACAUAGAUGUACUGUUGUUUAGUCAUUUAUCUUAUAUUUUAUAAUUUCCUGAGUUUUCACUGAAUGCAUUGCGAAUUUUGUCUAAUUUUGAAUUUGUUCCCCUUCUGUUUUUGUUUGGGCUGGCGUGCUGAAUAAACAAAGGGUUGUGCGGUGGUUGAGUUCAGAACUGAAGAGCUCAUGAAAAAAGCAGUGGAAAAAGUCAACAAACACGUCAUGAAUGGCCGUCCCCUCAAAGUUAAAGAGGAUCCAGAUGGAGUGAUUGCCCAGCGUGAAGCUCACCGGGCCCAGGGGGGAGGCGGUGGUGGACCCCCAGGUAUGGGUGGAGGCAUGGGAGGUGGAAUGGGCAUGGGUGGAGGUAUGGGCAUGGGUGGAGGAAUGGGUCCAGGGCCUGGAGGUCCACCCAUGGUCAACAUACCUCCCAGUCUCAUGAACAACCCCAACAUUCCCAACGAGAUCAUUCACGGGCUUCAGGCAGGAAAAAUCGGAAGCACCAUUUUCGUAGCCAAUCUGGACUACAAGGUUGGAUGGAAGAAGCUAAAGGAGGUGUUCGGAAUGGCCGGAGUCGUGGUGCGUGCCGACAUCCUGGAGGAUAAAGAUGGAAAGAGCAGAGGCAUGGGAACGGUCACGUUUGAAAUGCCAAUCGAAGCCGUUCAGGCAGUCUCUAUGUUCAAUGGGCAGCUCCUCUUCAACAGAGUCAUGCAUGUCAAACUGGAUGAGAAAUCCCUGCCUAAAGGUGACUUCGGACCCCCAGAGCGUCCACCAGCUCUUCCUCGUGGUCUGAGUGGCAUCGGCCUUGGUUUAGGACCUGGCGGUCAGCCCAUCGACGCUGCCCAACUCAACCGAGGUGGAAUGAACAACAUGGGACCAGGAGGUAUGGAUAAUUUUGGUGGUGGCGGCGGCGGUAUGAACAACAUGGAUCGUUUUGGACCCUCUGGAAUGGGGCGAAUGAAUGAUAUGGAUCGUGGCAUUGGUGGUGGCGGCGGAGGUUUUGAUAGGGAUUUCGGUGGCCGCACUGACAUGGGAAUGACGAGGAGCAACUUUGGAGACUCCUUUGACAGAGGAAUGGGAGGAGGUUCCAUGGGAAUGGAUCGGAUGAAUCCCGGCAUGGACCGUCUCAGCGGUGGAAUGGACCGCAUGGCCAGCCUAGACCGAAUGGGAAUGGAUCGCAUGGAUCGCGUUUCCGAUCUAGACCGGCUGGGUACCGGUUUCGACCGAAUGGGUGCAGGCAUGGACCGCCUUGGGCCCGGCAUGGACCGUUUGGGAUCAGGCCUCGACCGCAUGAGCUCCAGCCUCGGCCCCACCGGGUUCGACCGCCUCGGCUCGUCCAGCUUGGACCGCAUGAGCGGUGGUGGGAUGGACUUUGCCUCUCCUAUGGGCAUGGACAGGAUGAAUACGGGUCUAGACCGCAUGGGAACCAACUUCGACCGUAUGGGCACCGGAGCCCUCGACCGCUUUCCCUCCUCAGGUCUGGACCGAAUGGGUUCCGGCAUGGAUCGAAUGGGCGCCGGUGGCGUAGGAGGCCAGUUUGACAGACCUGCCGAUAUGGACCGCGGGAACUUCGGCACACCCUUCGGUGGAACCGGAAUCGGACAGGGAGGUGCAGGGGCUGGUGGACCCAACGCUAGGAAGGGCUGUCAGAUCUUUGUCAGAAAUCUGCCAUUUGACUUUUCAUGGAAGAUGUUAAAGGACACCUUUAACUCAUGUGGAGUCGUGCAGUACGCAGAUAUCAAGAUGGAGAACGGCAAAUCCAAGGGUUGCGGGGUGGUGCGUUUCGACAGCCCAGAGACCGCAGAGAGGGCCUGCCGUACAAUGAACGGUUACCGACUCAGCGGGCGAGAGAUCGACGUCAGGAUUGACAGGAAUGCGUAAUUCGUCUCCCACGUGUGAUUUGCCUCCAUCCCUCACCGUGCUUUCCAGAUUAUUUGUCAGUUAUGUAUUUGUAUGGGUGCCAAAUGGUGCACCUUUUAGUUUUGCUUAAGAUUUUAGAGACCAAAUUUAUUUUUUCCCCUUGAAUCCCUCACACUUUUUAUUGUAAUGCUUUUCAAGAAAAUGCCUUUGUUAAAGGUUUAAUAAAUCUCAACAAUGGGAACCUUA
Molecule: messenger RNA, 4372 nt
Organism: Paramisgurnus dabryanus
Lineage: Eukaryota; Metazoa; Chordata; Actinopteri; Cypriniformes; Cobitidae
Gene: hnrnpm
Product: heterogeneous nuclear ribonucleoprotein M
Cellular component (GO): nucleus; cytoplasm; ribonucleoprotein complex
Molecular function (GO): mRNA binding
Source: RefSeq, a predicted model, not a curated record